This is a messenger RNA of Tarenaya hassleriana, 3296 nucleotides long. Its product is annotated as pumilio homolog 4. Gene Ontology annotation, biological process: post-transcriptional regulation of gene expression. Gene Ontology annotation, cellular component: cytoplasm. The record is from RefSeq and is a predicted model, not a curated record. Gene Ontology annotation, molecular function: mRNA binding. Bases 93 to 3107 code for a protein of 1004 amino acids. NCBI's taxonomy places the organism in Eukaryota, Viridiplantae, Streptophyta, Magnoliopsida, Brassicales, Cleomaceae. The transcript is spliced from 12 exons.
UUCCGAUUUCUGCUUUCUCCUCCGUCAUGCGUCACGUGAACGAGGACGAUAUCGUCGUUGGAAUCCGUUGUUUACGUGAGAGAUGAAAGGACAUGGCUACUGCUAGUAACAUGGAUACAAGAACAUGCUUGAAAAGUGCUAACCGAGGAUCCAAUGUGGACCUCGAAGAUACUUUGCAGAGGGAGCUCGAAUUGUUGCGUCAGCAGCAUCAUAACCGGCAAAUGAUUGGCCGAGACCGUGACUUUGAUCCACACAGGAGUGGCAGCGCUCCUCCGACGGUCGAGGGUUUGCUGAGAUCCAUGGAUAGUCAGUUUCUGAGCUCUGAGUUUACAGAUGUUAGCAACUUAACCGGUAGUAGCAAUGGGAUUGGGCUUAUGUCUGAUGAUGAGUUACGUUGGCACCCUGCAUAUCUUUCAUACUACUAUUCGAAUGACCAUUCCAAUCCCAGGCUGCCUCCUCCGUUGUUGUCCAAAGAGGAUUGGCGGGUUGCUCAAAGGUUUCAAAAUAGCGAGUUGUUGUUUGAUCCAGUUGGGGAAUGGAAGAAGAAGGCGGUGGAAGCUGAUAACUCAUCGCUCUUCUCGGUUCAACCAGGGAUUCCAGCCGAGCAGGCAGAGAACGAUUUGAUUGAACUGAGGAAUGCUGUGGCUCAGAGACACUCUCAGAAGACGAUACAGUGGCUAGACCGAGGCACCGAAGGGUUAAUUGGAUUAUCAGGGGCUUCUGGACUUGGACCGAGAAGGAAGAGUUUUGCUGAUAUACUUCAGGAAGGACUUGAUCGUGAUGCCUCUUUAUCUAGCCAACUCUCUCGCCCUGCGAGUUGCAACACUUUCCGGGGUGUGAGAGAUCCAGCUGUUAUAUCUAAUUUCAAUCUCGGUGGACUUCACAACGAAUUAGAGCCCUAUGAAGCAAUGCAUUCUAGAGCAGCUCCAAAUUUGAGUUCUCCAGUGCCAAGGAAUAGAACUCCUGAAUCACAUCUAGCAGGACGAUCUUCGAUCCCUACUCUUCCUCCUAUUGGUACCAGAGUCAUCGGUCCAAUUGAUAAGAAACACAAUGUUGGCUCAACCAUCCAGAAUUGUGAAUCUUACAUUGAGGCUGAGGUCUCUGAAGCUGCUGCUACAUUGUCUAGGAUGAACAUGUUGGACAUUAGGCAUGCAAAAGAAAACCAUGUUCAGUCACAGCUUAAGAUUGAACUGGACAAUCGAUCUGAUCUUAUGUUCAACUCACCCAACGGACAUGCGAAGGCUCUGCAGCUACACGAUCUUGAGAAACCCAAGUCCAAUGAUCACUUGUUUUCUGCAAAUUAUGGUGGAUCGAUGAGUGGAUAUGGAGAAAACUUUGGUGCUUCUAUGGUAAAUGCCCAUGGACAGGUCAACAUUCCUAAAAGAACUUCCUCUUCUGCAAAUCUCUACUCUAUUACAGAACCUUCUGGGUUAGGAAGCCUGGGGGUAUCUGAUGUUCAUAUCCAUGAUGCAAACAUUAAUGGAGCAGACUUCUCCAGAACUGGUGCUUAUUUUGCAAAUCACAAGUUAAAUUCAUUGCCUGAGAAUUAUCUCACCGAAGGAUCACAUUUGACUGGUGAAAGAGAUAGACGAAGCAUGAAUGGAGUGAUAAAUCAAGUUGCUUCUGACUUUCCCCAUCCAGUUUCAGACCCACGUUUUUCUCGGUAUACCCAAAGAACUAAGUAUACAACUUCUGCCACUUCCGCACCAAACGAUCAUCCAUUUCUUAGAAACAAUGUCGGGACUUCACUUGGUGAUCCGGAUAAUGAAUGCCUCGCUAUGUUGCUUGCUCAGAAUAGGCAACAACAGUUGGGUAACUUCAGUGCCCUAAGCUCUAGAUUAUUCGAGAGUCCUUCAUACGAUGUAAGCAGCAUGUAUCUAGGAAACCAUUUGCCCACCCCUUCCAAAAACUCGAGAAAUCUUCAAAAUAUGCGCUCAAUGAUGAAAUCUCCUUUCGGAGGAUCACAUCAUUUGUCAUCCCGUAUAGAUAUCAGCAGUAUGGCAGAAGCCGAAUAUGCACCAUCAUUACUAGAUGAGUUCAAGAACAAUAAGACGAGAUCUUUGGAACUAUCAAACUUAGGUGGUCAUGUGAUUGAGUUCAGCAUGGAUCAAUAUGGAAGCCGUUUCAUUCAGCAAAAGCUGGAGACUGCAACCGUGGAGGAGAAGAACUCGAUAUUCCCCGAGAUUAUUCCUUAUGCACGUACCUUAAUGACAGAUGUCUUUGGAAAUUACGUCAUACAGAAGUUCUUUGAGCAUGGCACUGAAAGCCAGAGAAAAGAACUCGCCGAGCAACUUACAGGCUAUGUUUUACCUCUCUCUCUUCAAAUGUAUGGCUGUCGGGUUAUCCAGAAGGCAUUGGAGGCGGUUGAUGUAGAUCAACAAACUCGGAUGGUGCAAGAGCUAGAUGGAUCAGUCACGAAAUGCGUUCAUGAUCAGAACGGUAAUCAUGUGAUCCAAAAGUGUAUAGAGUGUGUUCCCCAAGACCGGAUACAGUUCAUUAUCUCAGCUUUCUAUGGGCAAGUUGUAGCUCUUUCAAGCCACCCUUAUGGCUGUCGUGUCAUCCAGAGAGUCCUGGAACAUAUCGAUGAUGCAGAAACUCAGCAGAUCAUUAUGAAAGAAAUCAUGCAUUCAGUCUGCACUCUAGCACAAGAUCAGUACGGGAAUUAUGUUAUUCAGCAUGUCAUACAACACGGUAAGCCUCAUGAACGGUCAGAAAUCAUCGGCAAACUAGCUGGACAGAUCGUGAAGAUGAGUCAACAGAAGUUUGCAUCAAACGUUGUGGAGAAAUGCUUAACAUUUGGUGGACCAGAAGAACGCCAGAUUCUGGUGAAUGAAAUGCUCGGCUCCACUGAUGAAAACGAGCCUCUUCAGGCAAUGAUGAAAGAUCCAUUCGGGAACUACGUAGUGCAAAAGGUUCUCGAGACAUGCGAUGAUCGAAGCCUUGAACUCAUUCUGUCUCGUAUCAAAGUCCACCUGAACGCGUUGAAGAGAUACACUUACGGAAAACACAUUGUUGCUCGCGUCGAGAAACUUAUCACCACAGGAGAACGACGGAUUGGACUCUCAUCCUCUCUCGCUGCUACUGCCAUUCCCGAGCCAUCCGACUAACAAAGCAGCAAGGCAAAGGAUGUCUCCCCCACUGAGACUGACCAUCUUCUCUAGCAGCGGCAAUAAGUGUAAAUAAAUAGAGAAGUUUAAUAAUGGUUUUUGGAAUAACUCUGCUUUGAGCGUCUUUUACUGGCUGUAAGACGGAGCUCCUGCUAUUCAGUUUCUUGUAAAGCAUGCCUCUUGGUUUCA